Messenger RNA from Scylla paramamosain (green mud crab), 5788 nucleotides. RefSeq names its product prostaglandin reductase 1-like. Gene Ontology annotation, biological process: prostaglandin metabolic process. NCBI's taxonomy places the organism in Eukaryota, Metazoa, Arthropoda, Malacostraca, Decapoda, Portunidae. The record is from RefSeq and is a predicted model, not a curated record. Gene Ontology annotation, molecular function: 15-oxoprostaglandin 13-reductase [NAD(P)+] activity. The transcript has 10 exons. Bases 228 to 1235 code for a protein of 335 amino acids.
CAUCGCACUUGGCAACCUAUACGUACACAUUCCUAUAUAUAGUACUCAUAGCGACUACUUGUCACACACCAACGCGUCGGAGAACGUCACACCAUAACCCAAGGUAACGGGGAAGGCAGGUGACAGGGAGAGAGGUUGGAGACAAGACGAAAGAAGAGAAAAGAAAAAAGGGAGGAAGGGACAGGCGCCAGAUAGGUAAGCAACAGCUCGCACAGCUGAUAGCAACAAUGGUGACAGCCAAGGUGUGGACACUGGCAAGGCAGCCCAAGGGAGAACCCACACGAGAUGACUUUGCUUGCAAAGAAGAGGUGCUGCCACUGUGUGAGGAUGGAGAUGUGAUUGUAGAGGCAGUGUGCCUGAGUGUGGAUCCCUACAUGCGGUUCAAACUUUGCAGCAUUUCCCUCAAUGCCACCAUGAUGGGUGAGCAGAUAGCCAGGGUUAUAGAAAGCAAGAACUCAGAAUGGCCUGUGGGAUCACACAUGUUGGUUUAUGUGGGCUGGAGGACACACACGUACCUCUCUUAUACUGAUCUACGGGAUACUGACAAGAGUGUGCAACAACUUCCAGAUCUUGGGACGCUACCCAAGAGCCUGGGUCUUGGUAUACUGGGAAUGCCUGGGAACACUGCUUACUUGGCCUUCCUUGAAGUGAUGCACCCAAAGCCAGGUGAAACAGUUGUGGUAAAUGCUGCAGCUGGCGCUGUGGGCAGCAUAGUAGUGCAACUUGCCAAACUUGCAGGGUGUAAGGUGGUUGCCUUUGCUGGCUCAGAUGAAAAAGUGGCUUGGCUAAAGGAAGUUGGCAUUAACCAUGCUUUUAACUAUAAGACUGUCAAAGUGGGUGAUACACUGGCCCAGGUAGCACCAGAGAACAUCAAUAUUUACUUUGAUAAUGUUGGUGGGAAAUUCACCAGUGAGGUCCUGCCACACAUGGCAACCCAUGGGCGAAUGCUAGUGUGUGGUGUCAUCUCCAGCUACAAUGAUGAUAUGAUGUCUUCUGCAGUCAUCAGUCCCUUGAGUGAAUACAUGGUUAUGCGUAAAGAGUUAAUCAUUAAGGGAUUCGUCAUCUACAGCUGGAAGCACCGCUGGGAGAGCAGCUUUAGGCAAAUGAAGAAGUGGGUGGAUGAGGGAAAGAUCCAGUACCAUGAAACAGUGGUGCAAGGCUUCAGCAACAUGCCAUAUGCUUUCAUUGGUCUCUUCCGUGGAGCCAACACUGGGAAAGUUGUGGUUGUGCCAUAGAAGCUCUGAGACACUUUCCUCAUGUUUCUUAUGGUCUUCAAAACUCCUGUUGAACAACACAUGGUCUUUAUUACUCAUAUAUGCUUGCCUUCUACCAUUCAUGAUAUUAUUUAAACCAUUUUUAGCCUCUUGUACAAAGGGAUAUUACACACACACACACACACACACACACAACACCAUGGAGAGAUGUCCCCCCACAGCACUUGGUUCCAAAUAUUUUCAUGGGAACUUCAUAAGAGCCUGGUUUGUCAUGUACAGGGAAAGGAGAGAAAGAAAAAAGUGCUGUCGAUGUGGCAAAAAAGGUGUCUGGUAAGAGACUGAAUGAGAAAUAACAAUCAUGGCCGAACAGUCUUGUCCAAGAGACUUGUUGCUUGUGCAUUCUCUGGAUUUAAAAAGAAUGACGAUCCUUUUCAUCUUCCUUUUAACUAGUAACAGCAUCCUCCUCACCACAGACACCCAAAAAGCCUAAUGCCUUGCCUUCCACAUCCACACAACAUUUGGCACCUCCAACCUUGUACCCACCCCCACCAUACCUUCUUCACACACCAGCCACACAAUAGUCAUGGCUAUCACUCCCCAGGAGCUUUCCUCGAUUUUGCAGUCACUGUCUGCUGGUAAGGCCAUCAGAGUGAACAACAUCCCCAAUGAGUUCUCCUGAUGCCUCCCAGAUUCUCUAGCCUGCCUCCUCCUGAAUAUCUUCACUGCCAGCUGGCUGUCGGGGAUGUUCCCUUCAGUGUGGCAGCAUGCUGUCACACUUCCUAUCCCCAAGCCUAGCAAGGAGCCUUCAGAGACUUCCUCAUACAGGCCCAUUAGCCUUCUGUCCAACCUUGGGAAAAUACUAGAACACAUUGUACAAGACAGACUGACAUGGUGGUUGGAAAAUUAACACCUUCCUACACACAUAUACAGAUUUCAUCCCAACAGGGGCACUCUGGAUGCCCUGCUUUAUCUGUAGCAGCACAUCCAGGAAGGAUUUAACAACAAGCAGUUCAUUUUAGUAGCCUUUCUUCAUCUUAAAGGAGCUUUUGAUCCUGCUUCACACAAUGCUAAUUUUGUAAAACUUGACCUCCUGAGAUUUAGAGGGUACCCCCUUAACCCAUAAACUGUGACAUACAUCAAAUGAUAAACAGCGUGUAACUGAGACUUACAUCAUGUCGUGUGAAGGCUAUUUUUAAACUUGGCGGCCUAUAUUUCACUCCCAUAUGUCUUGAAAUGCCAUUUGGCAACUCAGGAUGAGUGAAUCCUCUCUCUCUCUCUCUCUCUCUCUCUCUCUCUCUCUCUCUCUCUCUCUCUCUCUCUCUCUCUCUCUCUCUCUCUUCCAUGUGUGUGUUUGCACACAUAUGUCAGUGUGAUGGUGUGCAGAUGCAAACAGAAAGACAAGUACUGAUUGACUGACUAUUGUCAGCACACUGUCAUAAUAGGCACUGAUGUUAACAUUCACUGAUAUAAAUCAACUUUUCCAUGGAAAUGAUCAUCUAAGAGAACUAUGUUAUUUUAUGCAGGAUGUAAUGCAAGUUUCUGCAAAUACUAAAAGAGAUGAAAGAACAUGUAAUUCUAAGUAGAAAAUGUUCUAUACACAUAUGCAUUUUAGGGCUUUGUUUACCCAUCAGAGGAGUUGAAAAUGUAUGGGACUUGCAGGUGUACUACGCGUGUAACUAUGAAGUGACAGACAGACAAUUGCAUUGUCACAGCCUUGGAGGUGCCACUUGGUCAAAUUACGAAUGGUUUAAUCUUAUUUUUUGCAAGCCGUGAAAUAUUACAGUAUCUUAUAACAAGACAAAUGGUAUUAAAAAGCAUGUAAUUUACCGAUAAGAAUUACACAACAAUAUUAUUGCGGUGAUUAAAAGUACUCCUGUAAAAUGCUAUGUGGCAUCAUCACUCAGCUGUUUUCAAGGUUGCUCAGACUCACUCCCCCUCUCCUCCCUCACUUCAAUGAUGUAUGUGUAUAGAAAACUUUCUACUUAGAAUUACAUGUUCUUUCACCUCUUUCAGUAUUUCCAGAAACUUGCAUUACACCCUGUAUAUGAUGCACUUGGUAUUUAUUAAGAUUUCCAUAUUUAGAAACUGAUAAUACUAAUAUUUGUUUUGUAUAAGAAAUAAUCACAUGAGUAAUAUAUGUGACUUUACAUAUGAUGUACUUGAUGUUUAUUAAGAUAAUUAGUUAUAGUGGUAAUACUAAUAUUUAUUUUGUUUUGGGUUGGAAUAGGAUUAAGUUUCCAUAUGCCUGUAUAGGAUUUAUUUUUACUAUUUAUGUUAAAACAUGCCGUUUGACCCCUCGAGUUUUAGUUACUUAAGUUGGACAGAUUUUGUAUUUGAGUGUGUUUUGAUAAUAAUUAUUGUAUCUAAGUCUUGUCAAUAAACUAAUUAACUGUGUGUGUAUGUGUGUUUGUGUGUGUGACAGAGAAUAUUUGUACGUAUGUUUACCAUAUCUACAUCACAAAUAUAUACAACCAGAAUAAUCAAAUCACAUCAAAAACACUGCUCACCACUCACUAGCUUGAGGUGACAAACUGCACAUCACUAUAUCACCAUGCAUAAACUAAUGUAAAUAAUGAACUAAUAUUUGGUUUUCCUAUACUUUUCUAUGGAAUCUUUCAUUUUUAACAGUAAAAAAAUUUUUUUGAGAACUUUUUAUGCCAAUAAUUGUACACCAUGGGUAUGACUGCCAGAACCCUACUGCACAGUUUAUGGGUUAAUUGGAUUAAGUCCUGUCUUCUGGGUCCUUUUCUCUAGCGAUAGGUAACACCUACUCUAGGCAUUACCUCAUCACCAGUGGUGUCCCACAGGGUUCUCCUCUCAGUACUCUCCUCUUCAAUGUCUUACAUUUUGACUUUCCCUCCUUGUCAUGCACACAAGCACUCCUAAACACUGAUGACAUUUCCCUGCUUUACUCAGCUUCCAUUAUCCAGGAGGCUCAGCUCCACCUUCAGCAUGGGCUUGAUGACGUCCUGGAUGACACAUUGGGACCUGAUGGUGAGUGCCCAGAAGUCUACCCUUCUAUGCUUCAUCCAAAGGAGCAUUCCGAACAUCCCAAUGCAGUGAUCAAUGGCUCUUCAAAACCCACCACAAGUUCCUUGGUUUAUUGUUGGAUGGCCCCCAUCUAACCUGGGGCUGCCACACACAGUACCUGGUGACCUCGUACAUCAAGAGGAUUAACCUCAUGAAGUCCCAUGCAGGUGUUAAGUGGGGUACAGACAGGUGUACUCUCCCUCACUUUUAUUGUUCUUAUAUCUGGAGUCACCUGGACUACAGAUAUAAGGUUUAUGGAGCGGCCUCACCCUCCAAAAAUUGGAGGAAAUUAGAAAUUCUGCAAGCCGCAUUACUUUGGAAGCUUUUAGGUCCUCCCCAGUUACAGCUCCUCAGGCAGUCCUCCCUAUCCUCACUGUCACACUGAUGCUCCACCAUCCUUGCGUCCACCCAUAGCAGCCAUGCCCUCCACUUCCUCCCCCUCUGAUAGCAUAGGGAACCACUUCAUGGUCUAGCUUAUCAAGUCCACACUCCCUUUGUAGACAGAGCCCUCUCCUUUUUUUGCUACCCUCUGGGUAACCCAACUCUCCUUUUUCACUCUAGAGAAAACCUCCCAUUGAGCCUUUGGCAUCCUCUUUCUUCAAUAAUUUAUCAGGGGUUCCACACACAAAUAACAUGAUUCAAGGCUGGCUGCCCAGCACUGGGCAGGAUCUCAUUCCUGUCCUUACUACACACACACUACAACAACAGUUUACACAUAUACACUGAUGGCUUGUUCCUCCCAUCCCCCUCCCCCCUUCAGUUAGAGCAACCAUCUACAUCCCAACAUUGUCCAUUGCUACUGCCUGGAGGUUGGCAGCCACCACCUCUAUCCUUGCGGCAGAAUUGUUUGCCAUUAAGGAGGGCCUCAAGUUUGCUACCAAUCACACCUCCCUCUUGCUCAGUCAUACUCUUUGCUGAUUCCCUCAUGACCCUCCACCUCAUCCAGUGCCACUCCUGCAAAUCACACUACUCCCUUUGCCUACAAAUACAUCACCUACUAUAUCAACUGUCAGCCUCACAAAUCAACAUCCACCUUCAGUGGAUCCCCUGCCACAUCAGCUUGGCACUGCAGGAAAUACCAUGGUUGACAGAGUGGCAAACGAGGCCUACUCCCACCCCUCUCCCAUAGAUCUUCCCACAGACCAGACUGAUCUACUGACCAACCUAGAGAAGGGCUAUAACUUACACUGGGAAAGACACAUGACAGAUGCCCUACAGUACACAACACUUGGACGCAUCAGACAGGACAUGACACCAUUGGUGGACCCACUUCCCCAGCCAUGUCCUAGACACUGCAGCCACCAGACUCUGGAUAGGACACAACCUCAAUGCCCACAUGCACAGGCUAGGCCUGAUGGAUACUCCUUAUUUUCCCUGGUGCCCCACACAGCCAAUGUUAAUAAUGUUUAAGUUGUGCGUGAACUGUGCUUUAUGGAUAACAUACAUCUUUUGUUUUUUUUGUUUAUGUGAGAGGGCGUGCACUUCUGGUGUCUUAGCUGGAUGUGUAGAUUCUGGUUUUCAUAAAUAAAGCCAAAUGCUGUACA